Messenger RNA from Effrenium voratum, 1096 nucleotides. The record is from the annotation of a GenBank genome assembly. NCBI's taxonomy places the organism in Eukaryota, Dinophyceae, Suessiales, Symbiodiniaceae.
GGUCACCCCGGUUCUGGCGAGCGUGAGGCGCCAGCUCUUGCAGGACGCGGCGGAGCGCCGGGGCCUGCGGGCGGAGGCUGAGGCCUUGCAGCGGCGGGCCGAGCAGGUAGCCAUGCAGGUUGAGGACGAUCAGACCUGGCAGCUCCAGGAGCAGGAGCGCUGUGAGAAGGUGGCGCUGAGGCGCCAGCAGCAGCUGGAGGCCUUGUUGACCCAGGCGAAGGGUUUCCAGAGACAGCGGCUACAAAUGGAGGCGCAGUGCCGGCAACUCGAGGUGGAGGCCCCCGUCCAGCAGGACGACCCGUGGCUUCAAGAGCAGGCGCAGCUGGAGGCGGAGCUGGACGCCCUGAACCAGCAGGUGGAGGAGCUGGAGGCCAACCUGGCAGGGCUUCUGGAGCCCAAGCAGCUGGCGCAGGAGCACUUGGAUCAGCUGUCGCGGUGCCUGGGGGAGCUCAAGCCGGACCUGGAGAAGAAGGAGAACUUGCGGUUCAGCACCCAGCGCCUGGAGGCCGAGAUGGAGGAUCUCGAGAAGGAGAUCUAUGAGCGGGCACGGAAGAAGCGGAGCCGCGCGAGCAAGUCAUCGAAGUCGAAGCCUUUGUUGCCAGCGCUGCGGUGAGAGCCUGUUGUGAGGAUGACAUGACGUUUGAGUGGCUCCUCGGCUUCGCCUUGAGCCGCUUUCUGACUCGGGCAUUCAGCUUGGUGUUUUGAUGUCAGCUUCAGACCUGUGAAGCAAACUCGUUCUUGACUCCCUGACAUGGGGAUGGUCUGUGGCAUAGCCACGGCUUUUCAGGUUUCUCGUAUCCGGGCGGCCUCGCGGAACUGCGAGCUUUCUGCCUGACUCCCUUUCCGGUGUUUCGCGUGGAAUUCGGGGCUGGGGAAAGGGCGCUGAGGGCGAGCAGAUGUGAAGGAAACCUUGGGCUGCUUGUGGUGGGCAACCAAAGAGUUUUGACCAAAUCUGUGCUUGCUCAUUGACCUGCUUUCAGUCAGUUCCGGACAUGACUUGGGGACAUGGACAGGACAUUGCAGCACCGCAGGUGGAUGGGCACCGUGCAUGCAAAAGGCAUGGUUGCCCGUUUCGGAAACUGCUCAAGCAUUAGCA